AUGACCGGGCUAUACGGGCGGGCAGCGCAGGAUCUCCACUAGUGACAUGUGCGGCAGAGGACAUGCGACUUCACACCCGCGCUCUGCUCUGCGUGGUCACCUCAGUAGCCGUCCUCGGUUUGUGCGCCAGAGAUGCGGGAGCAGUCCAGAUCACAGCACUGCGGGUGCCUGAAGAGGUCAGGAACGGGUCAGAGUCUGGCGCUAUUCUGGACUGCGAGUACACCCUCAAACAGUCAGAGCUGGCUCCAGACUCCGGCCUCGUGGUCAAAUGGUUCUGGAACAAUUCUCCAGCGCCGGUCUACCAGUGGAUCCCCGGCCAGAGACCUCAGGACCUCGGCGUGCUCAAGGGCCGCCUCAAGCUCGAUUAUAAAGCCAGCACGCACCCGUCUACGAUGCAUAGGGCGCUUUAUAUUACAAACCCGACUAUUGAGUUGUCUGGUGAAUACAAAUGUUUCGUGUCCACAUUCACCGAUGAAGACUUUAUGAUAAAGAAAAUGGUUGUGUAUGCUCCAGAAAGAAAAGUUGACCUGGGGCACAGCAAGCACGACCUCCACAACGUUAACAUAACCUGUCGAGCUUUGGGGCUCUACCCAGAGCCAAAGAUGACGAUUCAUAAAGGAACUGACCUCAAAACAUUGCAGGAGAUGGAUGGUGUGUCAGUACGCACAAUGCCGAGGGAGGAGUCUUAUGACGUCACCGCUUCAGUGCUACUCUCAGAUUCGGAGCUUAGAGGCUCGCUAGUGGUCAACUGCGAAGUCUGGAUCCCCUCCACCACAUAUAGGCGACACAAGACCCUACACUACUAUCCAGGGCGAGCUCUCCCGUGGAUCGGAGAGGAAGACAGUGGUGGCUCAGUGAUCAGAAACACGGGAUUGGCCCUUCUGAUCAGCUUGCUUGGAUCACUACUUCUCUGCUGAGAUCAGAUCCUCGACCACCUCCAAACUUACCGAAUUAAUUGAAGUGUUCUGCAGAGUGAAGUGUUCUGCCCAGCAUUGCAAGCGGAAAUGUCGGAUAGGCCUGACUCUAUUGGGAACAGCUCUGCCCUAUAGUGAUCACUCAUGAACUCUUCGGAGAUGACGUGUGAAUUUCUACUUUUAUAAAAUAUUCAAUUUCUACUCAUCAGUGGAUGUAUUCAAAUUCUUUACAAAGUUAAUGUACAUUAUUUGGUCAGCUUUGUGACAUAUUGUUCACCAUGUGUAUCUUCAUGCUAAACUACCGACAACAAGGAGAGUAGUUCAGCUUGUUGUAUAUAAAAAUUAUAAAAUUAAUUAUGUUUGUGAUAAUAUGUAUAUUUUAGAAAUAAAAUAAAUUUAUA
Messenger RNA from Homalodisca vitripennis (glassy-winged sharpshooter), 1315 nucleotides. RefSeq lists its product as uncharacterized. The transcript has 7 exons. The record is from RefSeq and is a predicted model, not a curated record. The coding region runs from base 63 to 917 and encodes 284 amino acids. NCBI's taxonomy places the organism in Eukaryota, Metazoa, Arthropoda, Insecta, Hemiptera, Cicadellidae.